AUGUACUCCGGGAACAGCAGCAGCAGCAGCCUGGCGCCCGGUCCGGGGCAGCAGGAGCAGCGGGAGGACCUGCCCCUCUUCAGCCCCAGCACCUACGAGCUCCUGGCGCUGCUCAUCGCCACCAUCGGCAUCCUGGGCUUGUGCAACAACCUGCUGGUGCUGGUGCUGUACUACCGCUUCCAGCGGCUGCGCACCCCCACCAACCUCCUCCUGCUCAACAUCAGCCUCAGCGACCUGCUGGUCUCGCUCUGCGGGGGGACCCUCACCUUCGUGUCCUGCCUCCGCAGCCGCUGGGUCUGGGAGGCGCCCGGCUGCCUCUGGGACGGCUUCAGCAACAGCCUCUUCGGAAUUGUUUCCAUCAUGACCCUCACUGUUCUUGCCUACGAGCGCUACAUUCGAGUCGUUCAUGCAAAAGUGAUUGAUUUCUCUUGGUCCUGGAGGGCCAUCACCUACAUCUGGUUGUACUCAUUAGCUUGGACAGGAGCACCCCUUCUAGGCUGGAACAGAUACACUCUGGAGAUACAUGGACUAGGUUGUUCAGUGGACUGGCAGUCAAAAAACCCCCGUGAUGCCUCCUUUGUGCUCUUUUUCUUUCUUGGUUGUCUAGUGGCACCUGUGGGGAUCAUGGCCUAUUGCUAUGGCCAUAUUCUAUAUACAAUACGAAUGCUUCGCUGUGUUGAAGAUUUUCAGACCAUUCAAGUGAUCAAACUCCUAAAAUAUGAAAAGAAAGUGGCUAAAAUGUGCUUUUUAAUGAUCUCCACAUUCCUUAUCUGUUGGAUGCCUUAUGCAGUGGUCUCCCUUUUAGUAGCUUCUGGCUACAGCAACCUUGUAACUCCAACAGUGGCUAUUAUCCCAUCUUUCUUUGCCAAAUCAAGCACUGCAUAUAAUCCUGUCAUCUACAUCUUCAUGAGCAGAAAGUUUCGACGAUGCCUUUUGCAGCUCUUGUGCUUUCGCUUGCUAAGAUUCCAGAGGACCGUGAAAGAAAUACCGGUUUUAGGGAAUGAAAAGCCAAUAAGACCAAUAGUUAUGUCCCAGAAAGCUGGGAUCAGGCCAAAGAAGAAAGUGACUUUUAGCUCUUCCUCAAUCAUUUUUAUCAUCACUGGUGAUGACGCCCAGCAAAUGGAUAACAGCAGCAAACACAUUGGCACGAAAGUAAAUGUGAUCCAAGUAAAGCCACUAUAGGGACUAAGCUACAACAUGUGUCAGAACCUGAAUGGACUUUAGCCAAUUAAACUGUUUGGUCAUCUUCUUUGAUGAUAGUGUAAUGAAGAAAGCACUGUCCUUCAGCUGCAAAAUACAGAAGUACUUCAGUGAAUGAAACUCUGAACAAUUUAAUCAUGGUAACCAUCUAGCAAUCUUACAUUUGUACCCAGCAUGUUGCUGGACUCUGAAUUUUUUAAAACAUGAUUAAUCAGCGUUCCUUGCACCAUAGACUUACCUGGGAAAUACGGGGAGUUUCAGAAGUAGGACUUGGGUUUGCUGACUAAAACCUGAUCUUGACAAAAAAAAGUUGACUUUCAAAUUUGUUUAGUCAAAGUUGUUUUGUUUUUGUUUUGGUGCUACUCAUUAGGUGCCCUUAACCACUUUGAGAGGUGUUCCAGAUAAAUAAAAAUAUAUAUUUUUAGAGAAAGAGAAUAAAGGGACUGGUAAAGAGAUGACAAAAAGGAGAGUAUCAGAAAUUUUACACACCACUACAUCCUGCUUUAGUGUAAAAAACCCAACCAAACAAAAAACAAAUAGAGGAAAAUAUAGAUUAGCAGGGAUUGAAAACCAAACCAAACUCAUACACACAUUUAUCAUUUCAUGGAACAGAGGCCCUGACUAUUUUUUGAAAAUUCAAUCUGCUGUGAUAUUUUUGUGAGAGUAGCAGGUGUCAACCAACUGCUUCUUAAAUUUCAAAUCUGAGUAAUAACUUUUCCUUCUUAAAAUACACUCAGCAGAACAGUUACAGAAGUUGCUCUGUACUUACUUUUGUAAAAAGUCAUGGGGAUUAUUGCUGGCACAAAAUAGUUGCAGUGCUGCACUCCAGAGGUAGAUGCAUUUCAGCAGUAGGCAAGUAAUUCCUGUUUGUUGGGCUAGAAUCAACACAUGGGACGUGAGUCUCCUCUCCACUACAUCAGUUUUACACCAGUGAACUGUACAUAAAUCAAUGAAAUGUCACUGAUGUGUAAUGGAGUAGAGAAUCAGGUCCCUGGACUCCCUGGAUGGGCGUUGUUUUAGGCCACCCCUUCAGCACUUGCUGCCAAUAGGCCAAUAUGGAGCCCCAAGUAUAACUUGCAGCUUCUCCACUCUGAUGGAAACCGGAGGAAAAGCAGACAGUGGGGCAAAGGGACCAGGCUGGACACCUGUCUGCACUAACAAGAGUUGAUCUGGCCUGAAAGAAUUAAGCUCUCAGAAAAAUCAAUAGGGACCAGAAACAAAAGUUCUCAGCAGGAGCCUGAUCCUUGGACUGAGACUGAACUCAACUCACAUUAAAGUGACUGACCCAGUCCCCUCCCUUUCCGCUUUCAGAAAGGUAAUGACAGGUGGUACUAGCUUGGAGCUGUCUUUGAACUCCCAGACACAAGACAGAUUUUUUUUCUUGUACUAUGCAGGGGUGCAGUGGCAUGAAGUACCUUGUACACACACCCCUCUAAUGCAUCUGCACUGGUAAUCUGACUCUAUAUGCAAUGUUUUAAACACACACAAGAGUAUACAAACAGUAGUUCAUCUGGGAAAGGACACAGGUGAAACACUUAUCUACUUCCCUCCCCAAGUAGGCAUUGAUUUGAGCUGUUUCAUGAAUUCAGAUACAUGUCCUUAAUGUAAGUUAUCAGUUUCCAUGUCCAGGACCCCUUUUUCCCCCACCAAUGAUCACUACCUAUGCACAUUUGUUUUUACCAAAGAGAAAGAAAUGCCCCAGAAAUCCAUAUAAAUUACCAUCCUUUCACAGAAUGUGUAUGUUUGAUAUUUUAGCAUUUUAUGUA
Gopherus evgoodei (Goodes thornscrub tortoise) is the source of this 2966-nucleotide messenger RNA. It is a transcript of the gene OPN3, whose product is annotated as opsin 3. Lineage: Eukaryota; Metazoa; Chordata; Testudines; Testudinidae. Bases 1 to 1182 code for a protein of 393 amino acids. Gene Ontology annotation, biological process: visual perception; G protein-coupled receptor signaling pathway. Gene Ontology annotation, molecular function: G protein-coupled receptor activity. The record is from RefSeq and is a predicted model, not a curated record. Gene Ontology annotation, cellular component: membrane; photoreceptor outer segment. The transcript has 4 exons.